AUGGCGAACGUACGAUCAAGUCAGGCCCGUCUCAUCCCUUGGUCGGCUGUCCUGGCGUUGUUCUGUAUUGUUGUAACUUUGGCAUCGCCAGACGAGGUGUUUGUUCCAGAUCUUAGCUUCACAAGCCAAAGUGAAUUCAAAACUGUGAUGUCAAACGAGGAUUUGGACGCAGCAAGGAAGCAGGAGAUCAAGUCGCAGCUGGAGCCUCAGCUGGCAGACCUGUUUAAAAACAUCACAGGGUUUAGAGGAGUUGAGGUCACAGUGAUUACUAUCAA
Messenger RNA from Candidula unifasciata, 275 nucleotides. The record is from the annotation of a GenBank genome assembly. Lineage: Eukaryota; Metazoa; Mollusca; Gastropoda; Stylommatophora; Geomitridae.